AUGAUCUUAACGACCCUGUAGUUACUGCGAGUCAGUGUGUAGUUAGUGGGCAGCAGUGCCAACAUGUAUAGAAUUUGUGUGACUUUAAUUUUAGUCUCAUAUUUAUAUGGAGCUCAAUCCAAGGUGAUAUUAAAAUUUAAUGAUUUAGAAGAUGUUGCAUCAAAUUUAAUUAAUCAUGUCUCAGUAGACACAAAAAUGCACGUGGAAUUACCGACUUACAAACCAGAAACAAAAGAAGCAGAUAAAGUUGCUGAUUCGAAAGAUGACGAGCCCAGUGUAGUUAAAGCGGCCGUGGAAGUGGUCCCCAAAACGAACGAAACGGUAGCAAACUGUGAUGAACUCAGAAACAUAUCGGAGAAUGUGAUAAACUCUGAGGAAAUUGAACUCUGUAAAGAUAAGGUUAAGGUCGACAAUGGUACAGCUUUAAUUCUAACACCGCUCAUAGAGGACGGUAAAAUCGAGGAGGCGCGUUCGUCUUCUAGAGUGGACCCGGAUCUCUUCCUCGGUUUCGAGAGCCACACGGGCUUUCUGACAGUGAACAAAACGUACGAUUCAAAUUUGUUCUUUUGGUAUUUCCCCGUGCAAGACAAGCCCGUGAAUGAGACGCCGUGGAUAAUUUGGUUGCAAGGCGGCCCGGGGGCUUCCAGCUUGGUGGGACUGUUCGAUGAGAUCGGACCUUUCAAGGUUGGACCGAAUAAUGUUUUGAUAAAAAACGAAUUUACAUGGCUGUGUAACCAUUCUUUGGUGUUCAUCGACAACCCCGUUGGAACGGGCUACAGUUUUACCAACCACGAAGAUGGAUACGUCAGUGAUAUGGCUACGUACGCCGACCACUUGCACUCAGCAGUGCAACAGCUGCUUCAAGUUUUUCCAGAGUUACGAAAUGCGCCGCUGUAUAUAGCUGGAGAGUCGUACGCCGGCAAAUAUGUCCCGGCUUUGGCGAUGGAGAUACACAAACACAAUAAUACUUCAGAAUUACAUGUUAAUUUAAAGGGACUGAUGCUUGGAAACGCGUAUGUUGAUCCCGAAAUGAUCGCGAGAAUCUCCCGGUCGUUCUACUACUUCGGUCUAUUAGACAAGGAACAGUUGGGCAUAGUCGAACCGCUUCUGAGCAAAUUCCGACAGGACAUAGCGAAUAAUGACAGCAUAGGCGCUAAGAACAAAUGGAACAGCUUGAUCGUCAUUCUGCUGUUCAUGACGAAUCAAAGGCACGCCUACAAUUUCCUCAAGGACGACUCAGAGAUGGGUCACUUUAUCCCGUUUUUUGACUCGUCUAAUAUUAAAAAGGCCAUCCAUGUCGGGGAUAUUAAAUUCUCCUUCGUCAACGUAACGGUCAAUGUUAAAAUGUCUCCAGAUUUCUUAAGCAGCUCCAAAGGAUUAGUGGAGCAACUCUUAGAACAUUACAGAGUUCUCGUGUAUUGUGGACAGCUUGACCUGAUGAUUCCCUGUGUUUCCAUCUUGGAUCAAAAUCGAACUUGGAAAUGGAAUGGUACCAAAGAAUUUUUAGAAGCAAGAAGAUAUCCUUACAUAUACAAUAAGAGACUUGCCGGAUACCACAAAACCGGCGGUCAAUUAACAGAGGUGGUGGUGCGUGGUGCGGGCCACAUGGUGCCUGUUGACACUCCCGAGCCUGUCCAGACGAUGGUCGCCAGGUGGACGUACGAUAAGCCUCUAAGUAAACAUUUUGGAGCAUACGAAGGCUCCUAUAUAGAAGACUACAUAAAGAAUCACACGAAUGUAUACUUUUUCAGCAUUAUUAUGACAAUGACACUGGCUUCAGAAAGUAUACCUGAAUUAUAUUUAACACCAAUGAUCAAAAGCAAUACAACAAAUGAAAUAAGAAAUGUUUCUAAAGUGAAAUCAGACAUUUUUCAUAUUGAGAGCUAUACAGGAUAUUUGACAGUGAACAAAAUUUUUAACUCCAAUUUAUUCUUUUGGUACAUUCCUGUCCCUGGUAAGGAUGUACUUAAGACACCAUGGAUUAUAUGGCUGCAAGGUGGGCCCGGUGCUUCCAGCAUGUUUGGAUUAUUCAAAGAGGUUGGACCAUUUAGAUACAAAAACAAUGCUAUAGAAAUCAGAGAUACAUCUUGGUGUAAAAAAUAUUCCAUGGUAUUCAUUGAUAAUCCAGUUGGAGCUGGUUUUAGUUUUACUGAUUCUGAUGAUGGAUAUCCAGAACUCAUCGAAACAUAUUCAGAGCAUCUGUACAUAGCAGUGAAACAGCUUGUCCAACUUUAUCCUGAACUUGGCAAGACUCCUUUGUAUAUAGCUGGGGAAUCAUAUGCAGGGAGAUAUGUUCCAGGCUUAGCAAUGAAAAUAUUAGAUGAACAGCACAAUGGAGAAAAAUUAGUAGAUUUAGAGGGUUUAAUAAUGGGAAAUCCAACAUUGGACAGAGAUAGCAUCAUGGACUAUAUCAGUGUGUUCUACAACUGGGGUUUGAUUGACGCUCAAGGAGCCAGUGCUGCCAAACCUGUGCAAGAACAAUUCCAAAUGGCAAUUCAAAGAGGGGAUGCAGUUCAAGCUUAUGAGCUACGGGAUAAAUUGCUUGAUAUAUUACAAGAUUUAUCUUAUAAAUAUACAACAUACAACGCAUUAAAAAAUUACAAAGAUAUUGAUGAUUUUGGCGAAUUUUUAACCAGAUCCGAUAUAAGACAAAUAAUACAUGUUGGGAACAGGGUUUUCACUAUCAGCAGCCCUAUAGUUCAUCAUCAUAUGAAAAAAGAUUCAUUGGCAUCCAUUUCGCCAAGAAUUGAGCAGAUACUAGAACAUUGUAAAGUGUUGAUUUAUUGCGGGCAACUGGACCUAACAUCUCCCUGCGUACAGAACGCCGAGGCUCGACGCAGGAAGUGGCACUGGACUGGCAGAGACGAUUUCCUUAAUGCUCCUCGCAUACCCUGGGUCUUUAAUGAUACAUUGACUGGAUAUAUCAAAUCUGGGGGUCGAUUGACCGAGGUGUCGAUAACGGGGGCCGGACACCUCGUCCCUGUGGACAAACCGGCCGAGCUGCUGCAACUAGUGACGGACUUUAUUGAGGACAUCCCCAUACGAGCACCGACUUCUUUAACUAAAAAUAAAGUCGCAGAGUAUAUGGAGUAUUCAUCAGGUCAAACUAACACAGGUUACGUGAUUGGUUUAAUUGCAAGUGGUGCUAUUAAUGUACUGUUGUUGUUAGGUAUUAUCGUCAGCAUUGUGAUGGCCGUUAGAUAUAAGAAGCAAUAUUACAUGAGUCUACCUUUAAGUGAAGAUACACUGGCCUUAGAAAGCAAAUUACAUUUGGAAGCGUGCAAGAAUCUAUCGCGAAUGCGGGGACCGUGGGAGCCGAUUUAUGCUAAGCAGGUCAUUGGUACCCCGUACCUGUUCGCUGCAUGUUGGCAGAGCCUCCUGGCCACGGACGACUUCUCGCUGCCCGACCUGCCGCCGGGGGAGGCCCCGGAGCCGAUCCUCACGUUUAUGGAGCGGACGUACCGGGCGGGACGCACCCGGGAAGGCGACGACGGCGACGCCGGGGAACCUCUGCUGCUCACCCCGCUCAUCGCCACCAAGAAGUUCGACGAAGCGAGGCAGGCCGCGAGAGUCAAGUGCGAUCUCUUCACGUCUGAUAUCGAGAGCUUCUCGGGAUAUCUAACUGUGAAUAAAGAAUACAAUUCCAACCUUUGGUUUUGGUAUUUCCCUGUGGCUGAUAAGCCGGUGGAGGAAACUCCUUGGCUGAUCUGGCUUCAAGGUGGUCCGGGCGCCUCCUCCCUGUACGGGCUUUUCACUGAGAUCGGACCCUACACGGUCACGGACGAUAACAAUUUGGAAGAAAUAAAGUAUUCGUGGGGCAAGAACCAUUCCCUGCUGUUUAUUGACAACCCGGUCGGAACUGGUUUCAGCUUCACCGACGACGACCGCGGGUUCGCGACCAACCAGACAACGAUCGGUGAGAAUCUCUACGAUGCUGUACAACAGUUCCUAACUCUAUUCCCGGAGUUGCGCGCGGCGCCCCUGACUAUAGCCGGCGAGUCCUACGCCGGGAAACACAUACCGUCCCUGGCCGCGCAGAUACACUGGAACAGAAAUGCUGAAAAACCUAUUAAUCUACAGGGUUUAGCUAUCGGCAAUGGAUUCAUCGAUCCCCUGACUCUUCAAAAAUACAGUUACUUUGUACGCGAGACCGGCCUAGUGGACGACAGGGUGGCCAACGUCAUGAAUCACUUAGAAUCAGCAGUAGUGCAGUUCAUUAAUGAUGGAGAAAUGCUCAAAGCGUACGCUUACUACAACUAUCUCCUUAAUCUGUUUCUGUCGGAGUCGAAAUUAAGCAAUCUGUACAACUACCUUCAAGACGACAUAUCGAUAGAUGGCGCUUAUCUAAACUUCAUACAGCGGAGUGAAGUUCGUCGCGCUCUGCACGUGGGGAUAACUAACUUCACGUCUAUUGGAGUUGUGUACCGGAAACUCGUACCGGACUUCAUGGGCAGUGGAAAAUACAUGCUUGAGGAGCUUAUAGAUAACUACAAAGUUAUGUUAUAUAGCGGUCAUCUGGACAUCAUAGUGGCGUACCACCCGUCAGUCAACACGUACAACUCCCUCACAUUCUCUGGCGCGGCCGACUUCCGCUCAGCCAAGCGGAAACCGUGGUACCACGAUGGUAACUUAGUCGGGUACUACAAAGUGGGCGGUAACUUGACGGAGGUGAUGGUGCGAGGAGCGGGCCACAUGGUGCCGGCGGACAAGCCCGCGGCGGCUCUGGGGCUCAUCUCGGCGUUUGCCCGCGGACUCACCCUCGAAAAUGAUACUGGAUUUUUGGUUGAUGACAACAGCGUAUAAUGGUCCUAACUUUUAUAAAAUUUCUGCCAUUGUAUUUUACUUUAAAUAGAAUUGUACUUAAGUCGUUUUGCCUACUUGUAAAUAAAGAUUAGUUAACAUC
Molecule: messenger RNA, 4903 nt
Organism: Aricia agestis (brown argus)
Lineage: Eukaryota; Metazoa; Arthropoda; Insecta; Lepidoptera; Lycaenidae
Exons: 24
Coding region: 64-4803 (1579 amino acids)
Biological process (GO): proteolysis
Molecular function (GO): serine-type carboxypeptidase activity
Source: RefSeq, a predicted model, not a curated record